This is a messenger RNA of Capsicum annuum, 865 nucleotides long. RefSeq names its product probable ribosome biogenesis protein RLP24. Gene Ontology annotation, cellular component: nucleolus. The transcript has 5 exons. Bases 191 to 679 code for a protein of 162 amino acids. The record is from RefSeq and is a predicted model, not a curated record. Gene Ontology annotation, biological process: ribosomal large subunit biogenesis. Lineage: Eukaryota; Viridiplantae; Streptophyta; Magnoliopsida; Solanales; Solanaceae.
AGAAAUAUAGAACCCUGAUUGUAAUUUUUCAUAAAUAAUUUCCCUUCUGAACCAUUAAAUCCUAAAACCCUAUAUAGAAAAGCCCUUUCUUUGCUCAGCUGGUCAGCCAGUUGCUCCGCCGUCAACCACCGCGCCGCCGCUGUCCCUCUUCCUCUUUAGUGGAAUUAGGGCAAUAUAACAGGACAACACAAUGAGAUUGGAAAAAUGUUGGUUUUGUUCCUCAACUGUAUAUCCAGGCCACGGUAUUCAAUUUGUUCGAAACGACGCAAAGAUCUUUCGGUUCUGUAGGUCUAAGUGCCACAAAAAUUUUAAGAUGAAGAGGAAUCCACGUAAAGUUAAAUGGACUAAAGCAUAUAGGCGGCUGCAUGGAAAGGACAUGACACAGGACUCAACAUUUGAAUUCGAGAGGAAACGUAAUAGGCCGGAGAGAUAUGACAGGAACGUAACUGAGAACACUUUGAAGGCCAUCAAGAAAAUUGAUAAAAUCAGAGUCGAUAGGGAGGAGAGACAUAUUGCUAAGAGGAUGAAAGGAAAGAAAACCAAGGAGCUGAGAGAAGCAGCGAAGGAGCUCGAGCAGAGCAUUUACUUAGUCCCGGUUCCAGAAAAGCCACCAGUUACACUGCCUGACAAGGUCCCGGUUCCUCCAAAGCAGUCGGAGGAAAAUCGCAUGGAGGAAUGAUUAUUUUGCUUCGUAUACUCUAUAUUCUCAAACUAAAACACAUAUCAUUUCAUGCUUAUUUUUACGGAAUGUGUAAUGUUUUGCUUUCCCCAACUUCCCGAAUUUGUAUGGUUUGGCAACUCAGUCUCGUGAGUAUUGAAACACUCUUAUUAUAAUGAUCAGAACAUAGAAAUUUUGAACUUCCCA